This is a messenger RNA of Dichotomopilus funicola, 173 nucleotides long. RefSeq lists its product as uncharacterized. Gene Ontology annotation, molecular function: protein binding. Lineage: Eukaryota; Fungi; Ascomycota; Sordariomycetes; Sordariales; Chaetomiaceae. Gene Ontology annotation, cellular component: cytoplasm; nucleus. The annotation marks the transcript as partial. The record is from RefSeq and is a predicted model, not a curated record. The transcript has a single exon.
GCCGGACACCACUGUCAUGGGCUGCCCAGAAUGGCCGUGAGGCCGUUGUCAAGCUACUGCUUGGUAUAGGCAAGGCCGAUGUUAAUAUAGCUGAUUCAGCCGGCCGGACACCACUGUCAUGGGCUGCCCAGAAUGGCCGUGAGGCCGUUGUCAAGCUGCUCAACGCUAGAUAG